This is a messenger RNA of Serpula lacrymans var. lacrymans S7.9, 1997 nucleotides long. RefSeq lists its product as uncharacterized. The transcript has 5 exons. The record is from RefSeq and is a predicted model, not a curated record. The coding region runs from base 114 to 1898 and encodes 594 amino acids. Gene Ontology annotation, molecular function: arginine-tRNA ligase activity; ATP binding. Gene Ontology annotation, cellular component: cytoplasm; mitochondrion. Gene Ontology annotation, biological process: arginyl-tRNA aminoacylation; mitochondrial translation. NCBI's taxonomy places the organism in Eukaryota, Fungi, Basidiomycota, Agaricomycetes, Boletales, Serpulaceae.
AGCACAGAAAAUCAACAACAGCUGUGGCGCGUCUCAUCAAACCUCUCCGUUUCUUUUCUUCUCCCCUCCGCCCCUUCCCCACAUAUCCUUUCCUAACAAAAUUCACAAGAAACAUGGCUUCGCUACCACCAUUGCCCAGCGUACCGGGGACAGACCCCUCAGCAUGUAUCCUGGACGCAUUUCGAACAGCAAUCGCACAGCGUGUGUCUGAUGCGUUACCCCCACUCACCCUCGAACAAGCCUACUCAGGUGUUGAUUAUGGGAAAAAAGGCGUCGAUUUUACCGUCGCACUACCCCGAUUUAGGCUACCAGGGAAAGUGGACGAACUGGCGAGUAAAGUGAUUAGCAAUUUCCAACCUGAUGAAUACGUCGCCUCUGUAACCCACGAUAAGGCAUUCCUCCAUUUCCAACUAAACACCUCAAAUCUUAUUCGAGGAGUCCUUCACCAAGUAUACGAUCAUACAGCCAACAAACCAGAAGGAAAAUCCACCUACGGUACUAACACCUCUGGCAAGGGCAAGAAACUCGUCAUCGAGUACUCUUCCCCAAAUAUCGCUAAAUCAUUCCACGUCGGCCAUCUUCGAAGUACGAUCAUUGGUGCUUUUUUGGCAAAUCUGUACAAAGCUUGUGGGUGGGACGUCGUGUCUUUGAAUUAUUUGGGUGAUUGGGGUACCCAAUUCGGUAUGAUAGCCACAGGAUUCGAAAAAUACGGCUCUCAAGAGCAGCUUGAAAAGGAUGCGAUCAAGCAUCUAUACGACGUCUACGUCCAAGUCAACAAAGACGCCGAGUCAGAUCCAUCCGUAAAAGUCCAAGCUGCAGGUUGGUUUAGACGGAUGGAAGACGGCGACGAAUCGGCGCUCGUCAACUGGCGAGUAUGGCGAGAGCUCAGUGUGAAGAAGUAUAUCGAAGAGUAUGACCGACUGAACGUCGCGUUCGACGUCUACACGGGAGAGAGUGAUGUGGGUAAGGACUGGCAGGAUAAAGCGCUCCAGCGACUGGACGAGAUGGGCUUGAUCUCCGAUGAAAAAGGCGCCAAGUUGGUCAACUUGGAGAAGUGGAAAUUAGGUCGAGCAAUCUUAAGGAAGGCCGAUGGCACAUCGAUAUACCUUACUCGAGACAUUGGCGGAGCUAUCGAGCGAUAUGAGAAGUUCAACUUCGACAAGUCAAUAUACGUAGUCUCUUCCCAACAAGAUCUCCACAUCGCACAAUUUUUCAAGAUUCUUAAGCUCAUGGAAUUCCCCUGGGCAGAUCGACUCGAGCACGUUAACUACGGGCUCGUUCAAGGCAUGAGCACUCGAAAAGGAACCGCCGUGUUCUUGGAUCAAAUCAUUCGGGAAGCACAGAGUGUCAUGCAUGACCAGAUGAAGAGGAAUGAAGAGAAAUAUAACGCUAUAGAAGACCCAGAGACUACCAGCCGAGAAGUUGGAAUCACGGGUGUCAAAAUCCAAGACAUGGCUGCCAAAAGGAUAAAUAACUACACGUUCAACUGGGAUCGAAUGCUCUCGUUCGAAGGUGAUACGGGACCAUACCUCCAAUACGCACACGUGCGACUCGCAUCUAUAGGACGAAAAAACCCACAUCUUCUCCCACUCCCCCACCCUUCUCAACUCGACACAUCAUCGCUAGACUCCUUCUCACACGCGCGCGAUAUCGUUUUCCUCCUUGGCUCAUAUCCAGACGUAGUCAAGGUCGCGAUGAAGACGCACGAGCCCAGCGGGGUGGUGACCUUUGCUUUCCGGCUGGCCCACGCGAUAUCCAGUGCGUGGGAGGUGUUGAUCGUCAGGGGUGAAGAGGACUUGGAGAAAGCUCGUGCCCGGAUGUGGUUGUAUACUACUGCUAGGGAUGUUCUCGCUGCUUCGAUGCGGUUGUUGAGCAUCAGGCCCCUGGAGCGGAUGUAGGGAUUUGAGAUACGCAGAUAUAUAACACGUAGAAGUACUAUUGGUGAUGAUACUCUCUUAAUGAUUUGUCCUAUCUGGCUCGAAUGCUGCGAUAUGUUU